UCCUCCCUUUCACAAUUUUGUCCCUUCUUUUGCCUUCAAUCUUCAUAUCCAAGAACAUGAUCCAAGGCUCGCUAAUCAACGUUGUUAUCAUGCUGCUAGUGCCUUGGUGAAGACCCCAGGUAAUGCAUACAAAGAGGAACACUAGUGAAUGUUGUUAACUUGUUAUUGCAACAACCAAAUAGGAAGAAGAAGAAGAAGAAAUGGGAGAUAAAAACAAUACAGAUAAUUAUAUAGUGUGUUACGCACCAACAAUGAUAACAACAAAUGGGAUAUGGCAAGGAGAUAACCCUCUGGAUUAUUCUCUCCCUCUCUUCUUAUUGCAGUUAACUUUGGUGGUUAUCGCCACCCGAAUAUUCGUCUUCAUCCUCAGGCCAUUUCGCCAGCCACGCGUGAUCGCCGAAGUCUUGGGUGGAGUAAUGUUGGGUCCUUCAAUGCUUGGGAGAUACGAAACAUUUGCCAAUGCAGUGUUUCCUCUGAGAAGUGUUAUGGUGAUUGAAACAAUGGCAAAUGUUGGGCUUCUUUAUUUUCUCUUCUUGGUAGGGGUGGAGAUGGAUGUAGGAAUGUUGCGAACCACAGGGAAGAAGGUUGUGUCUCUUGCAGUUGCCGGCAUGGUCUUGCCUUUUGUUAUAGGAACCGCAUUCUCCUACCUUUUGCAUAGAGAUUAUGAACAAGGCAUGACUCAAGGCACCUAUAUACUGUUCCUUGGUGUUGCUCUCUCUAUCACUGCAUUUCCUGUUCUUGCCCGUAUACUCGCAGAGCUCAAACUCAUUAACACCGAGUUAGGUAGGCUUGCACUUUCUUCAGCACUCAUCAAUGAUGUGUGUGCUUGGAUACUCUUAGCAUUAGCCAUAGCACUUGCAGAGAAUGAAACAACAAACAUUGCUUCCCUUUGGGUUCUGUUGUCAAGUGUAGCCUUUGUGGCCUUUUGUGCUUACGCCGUCCGGCCGGGAGCCAUAUGGAUUGUCAAGAAAACCCCUGAAGGAGAAUCAUUCAGUGAGUUUCAUAUAUCCCUCAUACUUGCAGGGGUUAUGAUCUCGGGUUUCAUCACAGAUGCCAUUGGAACUCAUUCUGUUUUCGGCGCAUUUGUGUUUGGUUUGGCAAUCCCAAGUGGACCACUUGGUGUUGCUCUGGUGGACAAGCUUGAGGAUUUUGUUUCAGGACUUUUGCUCCCUCUGUUUUUCGCCAGUAGUGGGCUAAAAACUAACUUAAGACUUGUCAGAGGAUCAUACACCUGGGCAAUUCUCAUUCUUGUCAUUUUCUUAGCUUGCAUUGGCAAGGUUAUUGGAACUUUAAUGGUUGCAUUCUUUUAUCAAAUUCCAAUACGUGAAGGGGCUGCCCUCGGCUUACUCAUGAACUCAAAAGGCCUAGUUGAAAUGAUUGUGCUAAAUGUUGGAAAGGAGCAGAAGGUUUUGGAUGAAGAAUCGUUUGCGAUCAUGGUUAUCAUAACUGUAGUAAUGACUGCAAUUAUUGUGCCUUCUGUAUCAUUCCUUUACAAACCAUCAAGAAGAUCCGUAAAUUACAAAAAAAGAACUAUUCAAAUAGCUAAAUCAGAUGCAGAGUUUAGAGUACUAGUGUGUGUUCAUACCCCUCGGAAUGUGCCAACUAUGAUCAACCUCCUUGAAGCUUCUAAUCCAACAAAGAAGUCACCAAUAUGUGUCUAUGUUCUCCAUCUUGUUGAACUUAGUGGUCGCACUUCCGCAAUGCUCAUAGUUCACAACACAAGAAAGCAGGGUUAUCCUGCACUUAACAAGACCGAAGCUCAAUCCGACCACAUAAUCAAUGCCUUUGAAAACUUUCAGCACCAUGCUUCUUUUGUUUCUGUCCACCCCUUAACAGCAAUCUCCCCUUAUUCCACUAUGCAUGAAGAUAUAUGCCAUUUGGCAGAGGACAAACGCAUUGCCUUCAUAAUCCUUCCUUUCCAUAAGCAACAAACAGUUGAUGGAGGGAUGGAAGCCACAAACAUGGCAUUCCGCACCAUCAACCAAAAUGUACUAGCAAAUGCACCAUGCUCAGUGGGAAUUCUAGUUGAUAGAGGCUUAAACGGCUCUAAUCGCUUGGCCGCGAAUCAAGUAUCUUAUCAUGUAGCCAUACUAUUUUUCGGAGGACCAGAUGAUAGAGAGGCUUUGUGUUAUGGAUGGAGAAUGCUAGAGCAUUCAAGAAUAUGCCUUACAAUAGUGCGCUUUGUCCAAGGGAAACAAGUAUCCGGCCAUAUUAGGAGGCCUAGCAUAGGCACAAGCGAACCGAGUGUACUAACAGUGGAAACAGAGAAAGAUAUUCAAAGACAGCUUGACGAAAAUCUUUUGCAUGAUUUUAGAAUGAGAUUUCAAGAAGACGUUUCGGUCGAUUACUUUGAGAAAGUGGUUAACAACGGUGAGGAGACAGUGGCGGCUAUAAGGACAAUGGAUGACAUCCAUGACCUCUUCAUUGUUGGGAGAGGUCAAGGGAUAAUAUCACCACUCACAGCAGGACUCACUGAUUGGAGUGAGUGUCCUGAGAUUGGAGCAAUUGGGGACCUAUUAGCUUCCACAGAUUUUGCAGCCACAGCUUCAGUGUUGGUGGUGCAACAAUAUAUAGGACCAAGUUUACAUGGAGAAGUGCUAGAAACACCAGAUAGUACAGCACCUAUGAACGAAGAAUAUUUCAAUGAGAUUAAUAAUCAUGAACAACCACUAAACCCAAAGGGAAAAUGUGUCUUCAACAUGGAAAACUUGUGAGUAGCAUAUUGUUUUGGUGCCUUAACAUUAGUCCCUAGUACAUCAUUUCAGAU
Molecule: messenger RNA, 2767 nt
Organism: Arachis stenosperma
Lineage: Eukaryota; Viridiplantae; Streptophyta; Magnoliopsida; Fabales; Fabaceae
Product: cation/H(+) antiporter 15-like
Exons: 3
Coding region: 201-2714 (837 amino acids)
Biological process (GO): regulation of pH; proton transmembrane transport
Cellular component (GO): endomembrane system; membrane
Molecular function (GO): antiporter activity
Source: RefSeq, a predicted model, not a curated record